UUUGCUUGAAACAUUUGGUUUUGUGUGUCUCUUGUGCUCAUUGUAAAUGAUUAAUAUAUGCACUAAAAUCUCGAUUGACCAUAGCCGACUUUGUUUUAAGGUAGACCAAUAUGCAGUGGAAUUCUAAUACAACUUUAAGGAGUCACAAAAUAAGAAUGGGUGGCAUGCAACGAAAGCAGAUAGUGGCUUAUUGUGCUCUCACGGCUGGCUUUGGUCUGUUGAGUAAUGCGUACAAUUUCUAUUAUGUGAAAGUCUUCCUGAACUUUUACCACAUACAGGAAUCAUGGUUCCAAUUCUCACAGGUUCUGUUUUUAGUAUGGAAUGCUAUUAAUGAUCCUUUGUUUGCUUACUGUGCUGACAACAAAAACUUCAAACUUCUUAAAACUCGCCGCAGCAUGAUUCUGUACUCGGCUCCAUUUUUCUCUCUGUCCUUUUUGAUACCAUGGUUUCAGUGGAGUACUCAUCCAGUUAUUGUAGGUCUUCACUUAGUCAUUGCCCUGUGUUUAUGGGACACGCUCUUUACAUUUAUUGGUUUGGCAGCAUGUUGUCUUUUCACUGAAAUCUCUCAAGAUAUUGACACGAGAAUUACCUUGACCCGAGCUUCACAAUUAGCCUCACUGUUCAGCUCGUGUAGCAUAAUGGUAUUGGAACAUGCUUCUCAUGGUCUGCAAGAUUUCAGGGCAUUCCAAGUAACUACUAUAUUUAUAGCAAUAUUCAGCUGGUAUCUGAUGUAUUACUGUGGGAAACACUGCCAUACACAGUAUGACCUUAAUCAGAUGGAAGACGGAAACAAGUCUGCUGAUGAAGUUUGUCAUCAGAAAACUGGACAAGAGUCAUACUGGCAACAGACAUGGCAGAUAGUCAGGGACAUCAACUUCAUUUCCUUUGUGAUCACCAACUUUUUUCAGGAAUUUCACCGAACCUUUCUGUUCAACUUUCUGGCCAUUAUUUGUGAUCAACUGAUUUCUUCGGAUGAAAUCAGUCAGAGUGCUCGAAGUACUUUCUAUGGUAGCAUUCCAUUUGCUUCAAAGAUUCUUGUGAUAUCAAUAGCACCUGUGUUAUGGCAUUUCUCUUACAAGACGGUCAUUCGAGCCAACUUUAUUUGGAAGAUCUUAGGCGGUCUUGUGAUGUACUACGUCAUAGGAAACGGUCAUCCCUGGAUUCUGAUAGGCUUCAUCUUGCUGGAUGAAUGUUUUGCUAACGGUACAUUUUCAUUGUUUAACCUUCCCUUAUCGGACAUUGCUGAUAUCAACAUGCAAAAGUACAAGAGAAAACAUCCGAUAUCCUCAAUGGUGUUUGGAACUAAUGCUUUAUUUGUGAAGCCUGCCAUUUCCCUGUCUCCCAUGCUAGCAGUGGCCGUUCUAAACAGAUAUGGAUACAGCCAAAUUAAAAAAUCUACAGGAAGCACAACAAGCUUGACAGAAAACCCUCUGUCUCCCACACAACUAGAAGAUCUGAAAGGGGUCAUGUUCUCUUUGGUGUGCUGGUACCCUAUCGUACUUGGAACUAUUCAGUUGAUAAGCUGGUCAUUUUACAGAAUUGAUAAUAAGAUAGAGAAGAACAUUGAGAUGUCCAUGGUUUUGUAGGGGGAGUCAAUUUAGUCAUAGGUGGUGCAUUGCAAACAAGAUUAAAGAAGGGGUUAAAUGUCGUUGGAGUAGACGAGAGAAACGAUAUGGUCAGAUCCUGCAAGAGACUCCUGUAUUAAUUUAAUUAAAAUCUUAAUUUCUCGAUUAACAGAAAUGUUUGAAAUCUAUAUUAACCUUUUUUGGUUUUCUUUUUCAUGAGCCUUCUAAUCGGUGUUAAAUAGUAAACUAAACUGACUGCAUUGGCUCUAGAUAGAAUAUCAUGCAAUAUUUGAAUUGACAUAGAAAGACAUUCAGUGCCUGCAUUGACUCGUGCAAGAGGUCGUCUCAUGUCUGCAUUGACCUGACAUAUACAUGUAAGGUCAUUCGAUCCCUGCAUAGGCUGUACAAAUGCUUGUAUUGACUCUGAAAAAGGUCAUCUACUACCUACAUUGUCCAUACAUAUAAGCUCAUUCAGGGCAUGCAAUGGCUUUAAUAGGUAAUUGCAUAUGACUCUUGAGAGAAUCGUCUCAUGUCUGCAUCACUCUACAUAUAUCGGGAUCAGGCAGUGUCGUCACCGGCUAUUAAAAGAGUGUUUUGUUGCAUACAUUGGCUCUUGGAAAAAGUGGUCCAAUGCCUGUAUUGGCCUUGGGGGAGAAGUACAAUACUUGUAUUGGCCGUUGAGAUUCAUUCAAUGUCUGUAUUGGCCCCAGAAAGAGUCGACCAAUGCCUGCAUUGGCUCUUAAAAGAGUGAUACAAUGCCUGCAUUGGCUCUUAAAGUCACCCAAUGCCUGCAUCGGCUCUUGACAGAGUCGUCCAAUGCCUGCAUUGGCUCUUGAGGGAGUGGUCAAAUGCCUGUAUUGGCUCGUGUGAGAGUGGUCCAAUGCGUGCAUUGGCUUUUGAAAGAGUUUUCAUACGUGCCUGCAUUUACUCAUGAAGAGUAUUUCGUUGCCUGCAUCCCAAGAGAGUAGUUCAAUGCCAACAUUGACCCUGGAAAGGUAGGAUAAAUGCCUGCAUUUGCCGUUGAGUGGUCCAAUACCUGCAUUAACCAUCGAGAGUCGCCCAAUACCUGUAAUGGCUUUUGAGAGAGUUGUACAAUGCUAGAGUCACACAGUGCUGGUAUUUGCUUUACGGAUAGUGUGAAAUUCCUGCAUUGACUUUGAAAUGAAAACAUUCUCCUCCAUUGUGAUUCUUGUGACUUCGACAUUAGAGUUUGAACUACUUUGAAGAAAACAUAACCUGUUAAAUAUUUAUCUCUUGGUUGCUUAAGGAAGGGUUAUUUUUUUAACGUCCCGCUCGAGAAUUUCUCACUGAUAUGAAGACGUCAGGGCUGCAAAAUGUAGGCCUAUGCUCGACGCUUACGGCCUUUGACUGCAGGGAGCGAUCUUUAUCGUGCCACACCUGCUGUGACUCGGGGCCUCGGUUGGUUGGUUGUCUUAUGUCCCACUCGAGAAUUUUUCACUCACAUGAAGAUGUCGGAGGCUUCGGUUUUUGCGGUCUCGUCCCAAGGACCGCCCCAUUUAGUCGCCUCGUACGACAAGCAAGGGUAUUAGGGACUUAUUCUAACCCGGAUCCCCACGGGCCUAUAAGGUAGGGCUUUCAUAUUUUGUACAUACAAAAUGUACAUUCUUUAUGGCAAGGCCUUGUGAUACCAUGGUGUUUGAUCUUGUGAAAUUGACCUUGGAGUUUGACAUACUUUUAAAAAUCGUGAUCUGUUCAAUAUCUCCUGAACUAUUUAAGGUAGAGCUUUCAUAUUUUGUAUAUAUAUUUCUCAUGGCAAGACUUUUCAUUUUAUACCAUGAUAUAUGACAUUGUGGCCAUGAACUUCUCCAGAACAGCAAGUUGAAGAAAUUCCUGUUACUGAUUAAGAUUCGGAUGAUUCGGACUUUGAGGA
Molecule: messenger RNA, 3456 nt
Organism: Ostrea edulis (European flat oyster)
Lineage: Eukaryota; Metazoa; Mollusca; Bivalvia; Ostreida; Ostreidae
Product: transmembrane protein 180-like
Exons: 7
Coding region: 111-1586 (491 amino acids)
Source: RefSeq, a predicted model, not a curated record